AUGUUCCCGAGUUGGCUCGCGAGCUCGGCGUCGGAGUCCGACGACGACGCCGACGCGCGCGAUGACGACGACGUCCACCGCGCGCGCUCGUCGUCACCGAACGGUGCGCGAGGGAGCGAACGAUCGAGAUUACGAGCGAUCGGCACGACGGUGAAACACGAAGCCAAGGACCGGCUCGGACGCUUGGUGAAGAGCGACGGCGCGAGCAAAGCCGUGGACGCGGUGACGCGAUUCAUCGUCGAUCCGAAGAGUCACGGGGCGAAUGAGAGGGUAGAUGCGCUCAAGGCGCGGACGAAGGCGCUGUGGACGAACGCGCUGAGAGACGACGAAGAGAAGAUUGAGAGGGCGAAAAACGUGACGACGAAGGCGCUGGAGAUCACGGAGAGGUUGGCGUUGAGCGCUGAUCCCGAGGGUGAGGUGGCGCACACGUUCGCGGACGCGGCGAGGCGGAUGAAGGGGAUCGUGCAGGGUUCUAAGAAUCGAGAGGAGGCGCUCGAGCUGAGUAAGACUUUAGGGAAGGACGUGUGGGAGAAGCUCAGCGAGCGAGCAAAGGGGAGCAAUCACUUUUCGGGGAUAAAGGGUACGGUCGAGCGAAUCGUCGAGCGCGUGAAGGGGUUGAUGGAGAAGCUCAAGGAGGAGAAGUUAAAGCGAGACGAGGCGGCGGCGAUUUCCUCCGUGCUAAACGCCGGAGGGAACGUCUCGAGCGAAGAGAUCGAUACGAGGCUCAAAACUCUGGCGCAGGAGAGCAAGGACGUGUGGAGCGAUCUACGGGCGGACGCGCAGCUCAAGGAGCUGAUGCGAGAGGAAAUCGUGCCUGGAUUUGAGCGAUUGAUUCGAGGCGCCGUGCACGUCUCCUGCGAGCUCAUGUCCAAGCUCGAGCUCCCACGCGUGGACGGUGUUUAUGACUCCCCGAUCGGCUCGGUGUGUUACCACGUCGAUAAUCUCAGAUUCACGGAGUUCAAAAUAGACAAGGAGUCGCUACGAGUGCACAACCACAUGGAUGAGGACGACGAGGGCGCGGGGUUGAGCACGACUGUCGAAGUCACGGACAUCAACACAGUCAUGAAGGACGUGGAGUUCGCCUACUGCGAGUUCCCGCGAAACUGGGGCGUUGUCGACGGCGAGGGCUUGUGCACGGUUACCGUGGACGGGGCGAGCGUCGGGAUUACGUACGAGAUCAUCAUCAACACGCAGCAGCUCAUGAAGCUAGUAAAUCAUGGAGUGGAGUUGGCCAAGGAUGACGCGAAACUCGCGGAGACUAAGGCGAAGAUUGAGACAAAAUUGAAGGAGAGAAAGGAAGCGAAGGAACGCGAGGCCGCGGCGAAGGCUUCAAAGGAAGCGGCGGCACCCGUGAAUAUUCCAAGCAAUGACGCGCAAAACGAUAUUCGCAAAUCCCCCGAUUCGGUGAAGAGCGAAGAGUUUGGCUCACCGCAGGGUGAGGUCGAUGCGUUGGGCUCUGCCCUGGACAGAGCGUUCGGGGCGAACAUGUUCGCCGACGCGAGCGCUGACGUUGAUUCCCCGCCCAUGUCGCCGACAGCGUUCCAUGAUGCCACGGAUGAUGCGCGCUUGUUGAACGCUGAAGAAAAGCUCGCUCGCAACCGGAAGGUGGUGGGUGAAAUACUUGGAGACGACUUCCUCGGCUCGGAACCAGUGCUGGAACUUCGCGUCCAUACGACGCACAUUCAUAUCGGCGAACUCGACGUGCAAAUCAGCGGCACCUCCGCAGCGUGGCUGUACAAUAUGAUUGCGCUCGUUCUGACUCAGCAGCUCCGCGGCACCAUCGAAGAGAAAAUCAACAACAUCACCGUCAAGCAGCUCGCGCGCGUGAGUGGCACCGUCGCCGCGUACAGCGCUGGUUUGAUUGAGUUGUCCAUUUAUCAGGACGAAGAAUCCGACGACGAGUUCGGGUCCAUGCUCUCCGGCGUCACUGGUUCCUUGCGAGAAAAUCCGGGCGUCUGGGGCGAGGACUGGCGGUGUUCACACUGCCCCGGCGAGGCCCCCGAACACGUCGAGGCGCGUCGAAAAUUCGGUUCUCGUUCGCAGUCAAAAUCUUCCUUCGGCACCGGCCUCGACGAGAUUGUGGAUGAGGUGGAGAGACUUGAGCGCGCCGCCGCCCAACAACAGGCGGACGGUCACUUAGAAGACGACGACGUCGACUGGCACGACAUUGCCAGCCCGAUGUAG
Ostreococcus tauri is the source of this 2184-nucleotide messenger RNA. RefSeq names its product unnamed product. Bases 1 to 2184 code for a protein of 727 amino acids. Lineage: Eukaryota; Viridiplantae; Chlorophyta; Mamiellophyceae; Mamiellales; Bathycoccaceae. The record is from RefSeq and is a predicted model, not a curated record. The transcript has a single exon.